Molecule: messenger RNA, 1125 nt
Organism: Erigeron canadensis
Lineage: Eukaryota; Viridiplantae; Streptophyta; Magnoliopsida; Asterales; Asteraceae
Exons: 2
Coding region: 387-974 (195 amino acids)
Source: RefSeq, a predicted model, not a curated record
GCUUUUCUCUUUAGGUUUUUAUAACUUCUUUUAUACAACUUUAUUUCAUAACUUGUAAGAGGUCUUCAUCUAAGUUGUGUCAUUUCAUUUCAAAUAAUAGAAAUAACAUGGGCACUUGUGAUUUGUGAACAAUAGAUCGAGACUUUAGAGAUAGCUCAGUUUACUUUCUCAUUUCUCUUUACUUUUUUUUUUUUUGGUAAGCCUAUAAAGUACUCAUUUCAAGAACUUCACUACAACUGAAGCCCUCUUUUUUUCCUUAACUCUAGAGCUUGAAUUUAAAGUAGUUAAAAGCUAGAAAGAUCAUAUACAGUACAUAUAUUUCAGCAAUACUGCAGGAAAUCUACCUGAAUUUAUAGCCUUUAAAGCUUUUGUCAUAAAAAGAAAGAAUGGAAGAUGAGUAUGGCAUGUACAGGAAAGGAAGCAGUGGGUGGUCAUACAUGAUUGGAAAUGAUGAAUAUCAAGAAACUGAUGUAUGGUCUGUUUAUAAUGAUAGAAAAGAUUUUGAUUCAAUAACUGUGAAGUCAAAAGGGUCAACUUCUGCAUAUUCUUCAAGAACUAGUACUGUUUCUCAUUCAAAUUCAGCCAGGAUGAUUCCUAGGCCUAAUACCAACAAUACUGAUAUCGAAUCCUGGAUUCCACGACGACAAUCAGCACCUGUGAACAUUCCUGACUGGUCCAAGAUAUAUGGAAAGUCAAAGAGAUCAUCAUCACAACAGGAAUCUGCAUUUCUUGAUUAUAAUGGUUAUGAUGAUGGCUAUGGUGACCAUAAUGGGAAAGAAAGUUGGGACAGUGAUGAGGAUGAUGAUAAUGGUGAUGGGAACAUAAUGCCUCCCCAUGAAUGGAUUGCACAAAAGCUUGCAAGGAGUCAAAUUUCUUCGUUUUCGGUUUGUGAAGGUGCAGGAAGAACACUUAAAGGCAGAGAUCUAAGUAGGGUAAGAAAUGCUGUCUUGACAAAAACUGGAUUUCUUGAAUGAUUUAUGUGAUAAGUUAUAUAUAUCUUCAUAAUUUGCCAGAAAAAUAUAUAUUAAGACUAGACAUUAAUAUUAUCAUUAUCAUGAUGAUGUAGCAUCAUCAAUAUGAUUGAUAAUUGUGAUAAUUAUAUAAUGGGUCCCAUUCCUAUUUCUA